Messenger RNA from Saccharomyces kudriavzevii IFO 1802, 1386 nucleotides. RefSeq names its product Ume1p (gene UME1). NCBI's taxonomy places the organism in Eukaryota, Fungi, Ascomycota, Saccharomycetes, Saccharomycetales, Saccharomycetaceae. The transcript has a single exon. The record is from RefSeq and is a predicted model, not a curated record. Gene Ontology annotation, molecular function: histone binding. The coding region runs from base 1 to 1386 and encodes 461 amino acids. Gene Ontology annotation, biological process: regulation of gene expression. Gene Ontology annotation, cellular component: Rpd3L complex; cytoplasm; nucleus.
AUGACGACUUUGGAUAUCGCAGAGGGCAACAAAAUUAAGAAUGAAGAAUUCAAAAUAUGGAAAAAAUCAGUACCUUCCCUGUACCAACACAUUUCAAGUUUGAAGCCAAUCUUUGGCGCAAGCGUUGACGAAUCUCCAUCAACACCUAGAAGUCUCAUUUUUACUGACAAUAAGGCAUGUGAAAAAGCCAAAGGGAUUUUAAACGUGCCUCUUUUUUAUUCUCAAGGGAGUGACAUUCUAGAGGUGGAAUGUAUAAUGCCACUUGGACUUCAUUAUAGAAGGCCCGAAAACAGUAUAGAACCAAUACCACAACCGGAUUACACUAUGGAGUCCCAGAAAGUAGAACAGACUGUUCUGACUCCAAAAUGGGAGUUUACAGGUGAAACGAUUGAGAAGUUGAUUUAUGUUGAUAACAGUGAAAUAAAUGUAAAAGUAAUAGCCCUUUCCAGUAAUGGUUCGUUAGCAUGGUUCAGAGAUGGGGUUAAGUUACCUGUUUACACGAUGUUGGAAUCGCCCACUCCUCUGAGUGCAACAUCAUCCGUAGAACAAAACGAUAAAGUAUGUGUUGAUUUUGCGAUUUCUAAUGACUCAAAAACAUUGGCAGUGACUAGGGGAACACUUCUCGAUGGUGCAAGCGCUACGAUAAAGUUGGUAGAUAACUCAAGUAGAAUAGGAGAAGUUAUGUGUACAAUAGCUGUUCCCGGCAUAAAAAACAUUCAAGAAAUUAAGUUUCUAGAUAGCCAUAUAUUUGUCACUUGUUCUGAUGAUGGUGUUAUAAGGUUUUGGGAUGGUAAAUCAGGCGGAGAGCCUCUUUGGACGUUGAACGAUUCUUUGGAUGGCAAAACAUGUUGCUUUGCCGUAUCACCUUUUGUUGACACCCUAUUUAUGACCGGAACAAGUAGUGGUGCCAUCAAGGCUUGGGAUCUUCGUGCAAUUGUUGCUUCAAUGGAUUCUGCUGCCGAUCCAAAAAUCACUCGGGAACAUAACAAAGUCAAUGAACUAUUCAAAGUUCAUCAUUUUUACAGUGAGCAAGUUUCUAAAAUUCAAUUUUCUGCUGUCUUACCUACGGAAAUGAUAACAGUUGGAGGCCUCGGGAAUGUCUACCAUUGGGACUUUGAACCAAUUUUCUCCAAUUAUAACGAAAUAAAUGAGGAUUUCCAAGGUAUAAUAUCCGAUGAAGUGGAGGCAGAAAGCAUGACAUUUUAUCACACUGAGGGCUGUAGAAGAGAAAUAGGAGAAAAUAAUAAGUUUAAUACUGUAGCUUAUCAUAGUUGUAUCGAAGAUCUGGUUGCCACAGUCGAUAGUGAUGGUUUGAUAACUGUGUAUAAGCCGUUUACAGGGAAAGUUUCUGAAGAAAGCCAAAAAUUUGAAACUACAGCAAGUUGA